AUGGAAACAAUUCCAUCGGCUCCAGUUCGAUCUACCGAAGAAAGUAUAUGCGAAAAACACUAUGCUGCUACUACGAUGCGCAAUCCCACAGGGCGGUACAUUGUGCGUCUUCCGAGAACUGAAGAUUCCGAAAAGGUUCUCGGGGAAUCAAGGUCGAUUGCUGAUCGCCGCUUCCUGAGCUUGGAACGGCGAUUAGAUAGAGAUCCUGCUACCAUGGACUCAUACCAUCGAUUCAUGGGAGAGUUUCUACAGCUUGGUCACAUGCAGGAAGUAUCAGAGCCUGUAGAUGAUCGAAUUAAACACUCCUACAUCCCCCACCGCGUCAUCUUCAAGGAAUCCAGCACUACCACGAAGGUCAGAGUAGUUUUCGACGCGUCAUGCAAGACCUCGUCCGGCUAUUCUUUGAACGACACGUUUCUUGUUGGACCAGUCGUCCAGCAAGACCUCUACUCCAUCUACACGAGAUUCCGGACAAAACGCAUUGCCAUAGUAGCAGACGUCGAGAAGAUGUACAGGCAGGUAUUGCAUCAUCUCGACGAUCGCCGUCUUCUUCGUAUCCGCUAUCGCAGAUGUCCAUCCGAUCCGAUCGCUACGUUCGAACUACAGACCGUGACAUACGGUACGGCUAGUGCACCGCACCUUGCAACGAAGACACUCCAGCAGAUUGCCAUCGACCAGGCGGAACUCUAUCUUGCUUCUGUCGACCCAGUGGUGGAAGAUUUUAACGUCGAUGAUCUGUUGUCCAGCGCAUCAGACUUGGAAUCCGCCAAAGCACCUCGCCUUCAAGUCUAUGCCAUGCUCGGUUCCGCUGGAUUUCCGCUGAAAAAGUGGGCGUCGAACGCUCCAGAAGUUCUCCAUGAUGUUCCGCCAGAAGAUCUGGCCAUACAACCUCUCCACGAUCUGCAGGAUGAGCAGAUAAUCUCCACGCUCGGCCUAUUGUGGGAUCCAAAGGCCGACAACCUUCGAUUCAAGGUAGAAGUACCUCCCCCGGCGGCCAUCCUUACCAAGCGGAAAGUAAUGUCGUACAUCGCCAAGAUUUUCGACCCACUGGGGCUUUUGGGUCCGGUCAUCGCAAAGGCAAAGCUUUUCAUGCAGCGUCUAUGGGCAUUGAAUCAUCACGGUGUUCUCUCUACAGUCCAAGUUCCUCGCUUCGUGUUUUCGUCAGUCGGUGCUACUAUCCAGCUCCAUUUCUUCGCCGAUGCAUCCUCCGUUGCAUAUGGAGCUUGCUGCUUCGUUCGCACGAAAUCGGCGAAAGAUAUACAAGUCCACCUGUUGACAUCGAAGUCAAAAGUCGCACCGCUAUCCAUGCAUCAUUCCAUCGCAAGACAAGAACUCUGUGCAGCACAUCUAGCAACUCAGCUCGUCAAGAAGGUGGAUGCCUCGCUGAAGACCACCACCAUCGCCUAUUUCUGGUUCGAUUCCAGCACCGUACUUCAAUGGCUGCGCGCCGUUCCAACCCGCUGGAAAACAUUCGUCGCUAACCGCGUAUCGAAGAUUCAGGCCACUACAAAUAUAGACCACUGGAGGCACAUAGCUGGUUCCGGAAAUCCUGCCGACGAUAUUUCGUGCGGCCUCAAUCCAACGGACAUUAUCAACUGUUCCCCCAUUAGUAGCCGAAUCGUUUCAACGUCCAUCGUACCACUCACCACUUCCGAGCUCCAGCACGCUGAAUACCAGCUCUGCCAUUUAGCGCAGAAAGGAACAUUUGCUAAGGAGUUGUCGGAUCUUUCGAAUGGCGAACGUGUCGCCAAGACAUCAUCGCUGAAGUGGUUGAAACCUUUUGUUGAUGAAGACGGUACUCUUCGCGUCAGUGGUCGCCUACGUAACGCCGCACUAUCCGUCGCAAACAAGCACCCGAUCGUUCUGUCCGCCAAACAUCCGCUGUCUACUCUGCUGGCUAGCAGUCUUCACAUUAGCCUACUGCAAGCAGGGCCACAACUCCUGCUAGUCGACCAUUGUGGACCAUUGUACGUGAAGUCAGCAGUACGAACCCGUGGCCCCACGAAAGUCUACGUGGCCAUAUUCGUUUGUUUCUCGACCAAGGCGGUCCACAUCGAGCUAGUGAGCGAUUUAUCGACUCCAGCGUUCCUAGCUGCACUCCGUCGUUUAGUCGCCCGCAGAGGAAGGAUCGUCGAACUCCAUUCGGACAACGCCACUACCUUCAAAGGAGCUUCGCAUGCACUUAACCGAGUCUAUCGCAUGUUGAAGACUGAAGCCGCCGAUCGAAACCAAAUCUUUGACUGGUGUUCCGGAAACGAAAUCACCUGGAAGUUUAUUCCACCACGAGCACCACAUUUCGGAGGCCUCUGGGAGGCUGCAGUCCAAUCGGCGAAGCAUCAUCUGCUGAAAGUAGUCGGCAACGUCAACCUUGCCUACGAGGAUCUACUGACCUUGCUGGCACAAGUCGAGAUGUCACCGAUUGGUCAGCCACGAAGUGUUUGGAAGAAGAUGAAUCGCAAGCAGCGCAAGGAACGCAGGAACCGUAUGAAGAAGAUGCACGGUAACAAGAUGGCCAAUGGCGGACAGGCCGUGACGAAGCAAGAAAGUCGCUUGGAGUUGUGA
This is a messenger RNA of Armigeres subalbatus, 2562 nucleotides long. RefSeq lists its product as uncharacterized. The record is from RefSeq and is a predicted model, not a curated record. Gene Ontology annotation, biological process: DNA integration. NCBI's taxonomy places the organism in Eukaryota, Metazoa, Arthropoda, Insecta, Diptera, Culicidae. Gene Ontology annotation, molecular function: nucleic acid binding. The transcript is spliced from 4 exons. Bases 1 to 2562 code for a protein of 853 amino acids.